Lactuca virosa is the source of this 1269-nucleotide messenger RNA. The record is from the annotation of a GenBank genome assembly. NCBI's taxonomy places the organism in Eukaryota, Viridiplantae, Streptophyta, Magnoliopsida, Asterales, Asteraceae.
AUGGGAAAGCCACAUGCACUACUUAUACCUUAUGCAGCACAAGGUCAUGUAAUCCCCAUGAUGGAGCUUAUGCAACGAUUAGUCAACCAUGGUGUAAAAGUCACAUUUCUUAAUACAGAUUUCACUCAUAAAUUGGUUAUCAAUGCUUUCUCCACAGAUGAAAACUUGAAUGAUUUAGCAAGCUUUGUGUCACUACCAGAUGGUGUGGAAGCAGAAGAGGACAGAAAGGAUGUUUGUAAAUUAGCAGAUGCAAUCUUUCAUGUCAUGCCUUCAAAACUUGAAGAGCUUAUUUACAAACUUAACAUAAAUGAGGGAGAGAAAGUUACAUGCAUUGUUGCUGACACGUGUAUGGGUUGGGCCUUUGAAGUUGCAGACAAGUUGAGAAUCAGAAGUGCAGCUUUUUGGACUGCAUCCGCUGCAGGAUUGGCUUUGUUAUGGAGCAUCCCAAAGUUUCUUGAAGAUGGAAUCAUAGAUAACAAAGGGAUUCUCAUGAAGAAACAAAUGGUUCAGUUAUCACCGACAAUGCCGGCUAUAAAUUCUGAAAACUUUAUGUGGGCCCGCAUUGGUGACAUGAAGACGCAAGAAACUGCUUUUCAUUUCGCAAUAAAAACCAAUGAGUUUGUGAAGCUUGCAGACUGUGUAAUUUGCAAUUCAGCUUAUGAACUCGAGACUUCAACAUUUACUUCAUUUCCGGAUAUUUUACCAAUAGGCCCAUUGUUAGCAAGCAAUCGUGUAGCCAAACAAAUUGGCCAUUUUUGGAAAGAGGACUCCACGUGUCUGACAUGGCUUGAUCAACAUCCAAUAGGGUCAGUCAUCUAUGUCGCAUUUGGUAGUUUCACAGUUUUUGAUUCUAGACAGUUUGAUGAGCUGGCAGUUGGACUUGAAAUGACGAAUAUGCCCUUCCUGUGGGUUGUACGUCCUGACAUGUUUGAAGAUAUGAAGAAUGAUGGAUUUGAUGAUAGAAUAAGCGAACGUGGGAAGAUAGUGGGGUGGGCCCCACAGCAGAAGGUUUUGAAUCAUCCUUCUGUGGGUUGCUUUAUGUACAUUUCUGAUGUUUGGAAAACGGGAUUGGAGUUUGAAAAAGAUGAAAGUGGUAUUGUUUCAAGUGAAGAAAUCAAGAAUAAAAUUGAACAGGUAUUAGAAAACAAGGAAUUUAAGGUCAGGGCUAUUGAUCUUAAAGAAAAGGUUGCAGUUGCUUUAACCGAAGGUAGCCACUCAGAAAAGAAUUUCAGCAACUUCAUUGACUGGAUACAGGAUACAGAUAAUUAA